AUGGCUAUUACCGUAGGUAUUAAUGGUUUCGGUCGUAUCGGCCGUUUGGUGAUGAGAAUCGCCUUGCAAAGAUCAGACAUUAAGGUCGUUGCCAUCAAUGAUCCUUUUAUUGCUGCUGACUACGCUUCUUACAUGUUCAAGUAUGACUCCACUCACGGUCAAUACAAGGGUGAAGUUAAGAGCGAAGGUGACUCUCUCGUUGUCGAUGGUCACUCCAUCAAGGUUUUCGGUGAAAAGGACCCAGCUUCCAUUCCAUGGGGUAAAUCUGGUGUCGACUAUGUGAUUGAGUCCACCGGAGUUUUCACCACCAAGGAUGGUGCUCAAAAGCACAUUGACGGUGGUGCUAAGAAGGUUAUCAUCACUGCUCCAUCUUCGGACGCUCCUAUGUUCGUUGUGGGUGUCAAUGAGGACAAGUACACCAAGGACAUCAACAUUGUUUCCAAUGCUUCUUGUACCACCAACUGUUUGGCUCCAUUGGCCAAGGUUGUCAAUGACAAGUUUGGUAUUGAGGAGGGUUUGAUGACCACCGUGCACUCGAUCACCGCCACCCAAAAGACCGUCGAUGGUCCAUCCCACAAGGACUGGAGAGGAGGUAGAACCGCUUCCGGUAACAUCAUUCCAUCGUCCACCGGUGCUGCUAAGGCCGUCGGUAAGGUUAUUCCUGAAUUGAACGGUAAAUUGACCGGUAUGUCCUUGAGAGUGCCAACCGUCGAUGUGUCGGUUGUUGACUUGACCGUCAGAUUGAAGAAAUCUGCCACUUACGAGGAGAUUUCUGAGGCCAUCAAGGCUGCUGCCAAUGGUCCUUUGAAGGGUAUUAUGGGCUACACCGAGGACGCUGUGGUGUCCACCGACUUCCUUGGUUCCAGCUACUCUUCCAUCUUUGACCAAAAGGCCGGUAUCUUGUUGUCUCCUACUUUCGUCAAGUUGAUCUCUUGGUAUGACAAUGAGUUUGGUUACUCCACCAGAGUGGUUGACUUGUUGGAGCACGUUGCCAAGGCUUCCCAAUAA
Molecule: messenger RNA, 1008 nt
Organism: Meyerozyma guilliermondii ATCC 6260
Lineage: Eukaryota; Fungi; Ascomycota; Pichiomycetes; Serinales; Debaryomycetaceae
Gene: TDH3
Product: glyceraldehyde-3-phosphate dehydrogenase (phosphorylating)
Exons: 1
Coding region: 1-1008 (335 amino acids)
Biological process (GO): glucose metabolic process
Molecular function (GO): oxidoreductase activity, acting on the aldehyde or oxo group of donors, NAD or NADP as acceptor; NADP binding; NAD binding
Source: RefSeq, a predicted model, not a curated record